CUGCCCUAAGAAAAUAACAACACUUGAUGACAAUUUCUUUUUAUUUUUAUCUUCUCUUCUCAAAAAACCCACCUUUCUUUCACUUUCAUAGCCCCAACCUAUUCAUUAAUUUUUCAUCUUUUCAUUAAUUAUUAUCAUUAUUAUUAUUUAUUAUUAUUAAUACGGGGUAUAAUUUCAUCAAAAACAGUGCACUGCUCCUCUUUUAUUUUAAGCCUUCUUCUUCCUUACACUUCUCUGCCUUUUCCAUUUACAUCUUUCUAAGGAACAUCCUCUGUUUUUUUUCCCUAACGUCUUUAACUAAUAUACUGUCUGAAUUCUCCUUUCUCUAUUGAGUUACUGAUAUUUUCCAAUUUUAUUUCCUCAAAAUGUUAUCUUUUUAGCUUUUUCUGGGUUUCCCCCCUUCUAAAUUAACACUAAAAACAGAGGUAAGAAUAUAUAUUCCAGUUGAUUUAAAAUCAAUAAAAUUCCUGUGUUUUAGUAAGAAGAAACAUGAAGAAGAAUUUGAGAAAGUUAUGUCUUGUAAUUUUCUCUCUCCUAAUCCUUUUGCUGAAAGGUGGGUGGAGCAAUGGAGAAGAAACAGGGGAUGAAGUAGCAAGAAUGGAGAAAACAGAGAAAGAAGCGCUUUUCUCUGCAAUUCAAGGUUUUGUGGGUAAUUCAUGGAAUGGUUCAGAUCUCUUUCCUGAUCCUUGUGGCUGGACUCCCAUUCAGGGAGUUUCAUGUGAUCUCAUAAAUGAAUUUUGGUAUGUUACUGAUCUGAGUAUUGGACCUCUUCAUGACAACUCCCUGACAUGUAGCGAAAACUCCGAAUUCAGCCCAAAAAUAUUUGAGCUUAAGUAUCUAAAAUCUCUAUCUUUUAUCGGUUGCUACAUUUCUCCACAUAAUUUAGUCACCUUACCAACUAAUAACAACUGGGAGAAGUUAGCUGCAAGGUUAGAAUCCUUAGAAUUCCGCUCCAACCCUAGCCUUAUUGGACCUAUGCCUACUGUUUUUGGUAAUCUCCAACACCUUCAAUCCUUGGUGCUGAUAGAAAAUGGAAUUUCUGGAACAUUGCCACCAAAUAUUGGCAACUUGGUGCACUUGAAGAGACUAGUUCUUUCUGGGAACAGAUUUUCAGGUCGAAUUCCGGAGACUCUUGGUAAUCUGAAGGAGCUUUUGAUCCUUGAUAUGAGCAGGAAUUCAUUAUCUGGACACCUCCCUACCUCAAUUGGGUACCUAAUUUCACUCUUAAAACUUGAUUUGAGCAACAAUAUGUUGGUGGGUAAUAUCCCAAGUGAUGUUGGCAACAUGAAAUAUUUAACACUAUUGGAUAUUAGAGGCAACAGUAUUACUGGUGGGUUGACAACAUCAAUUGAAGAUAUGGAGUCAUUACAAGAAUUGGUGUUAUCUAAUAAUCCAAUAGGGGGUGACAUUAGUAGAAUUGAUUGGCAAAAGUUGCAAAAUUUAAUGAUUUUGGACCUCUCAAAUCUGGGUUUGUCAGGUGAAUUUCCAAAGUCUAUGAUAAAGUUGAAGAAGCUGAGAUAUGUGGGCCUUGCUAACAACAACCUUACAGGUUAUCUGCCAUCAGCAAUUGCAAAUAUGUCUGCUGUAGGUGCAAUUUAUGUUAAUGGGAAUAAUCUGACAGGGGAGCUCAAGUUUUCUGAGGUCUUUUAUAGAAGAUUAGGGAGGAGAUUCGGGGCUUGGAAUAAUCCGAAUCUUUGUUACGUGGGUGAGCUAAUGUCGACCAGGCAUAGUCCGAUUGGUGUUGAACCUUGCAAGUCUGAGGAGGUCUUGGUAAAAACAAGUUUGAAAUAUGGUAACACAUUACAACAUCAUUCAGCUUGGAAAACAAAGUCUAACAGCCUAAAUCCGGAUCAUAUAUCCAAUUUGGUGAUUUCAAGCUGUGGAAUUUAUGGGUUUUGGUGGGGUUUUCUGGUAGAGGCUUUUAUAAUGAUUUUGAUAUGGAAUUAUUAGUGUAAUGUAGCAAUAUUACAUGCUCAAGAGAGAAUUGUAAAAGUAUGCCUUCUUAUAAUCCCUAUCAUGUCAUUAAUGAUGAAGCAAACAUUUAUUCUCUUGCUA
Spinacia oleracea (spinach) is the source of this 2055-nucleotide messenger RNA. Its product is annotated as piriformospora indica-insensitive protein 2. The transcript has 2 exons. The coding region runs from base 490 to 1950 and encodes 486 amino acids. The record is from RefSeq and is a predicted model, not a curated record. Gene Ontology annotation, molecular function: protein binding. Lineage: Eukaryota; Viridiplantae; Streptophyta; Magnoliopsida; Caryophyllales; Amaranthaceae.